Messenger RNA from Talaromyces rugulosus, 966 nucleotides. RefSeq lists its product as uncharacterized. NCBI's taxonomy places the organism in Eukaryota, Fungi, Ascomycota, Eurotiomycetes, Eurotiales, Trichocomaceae. The record is from RefSeq and is a predicted model, not a curated record. Bases 1 to 966 code for a protein of 321 amino acids. Gene Ontology annotation, molecular function: NADH dehydrogenase (ubiquinone) activity. The transcript has 3 exons.
AUGUCAGGGUCACGUGCAGCGGCUCGAGCCAACUUCAAAGACAUCGUGACGAGAGUGGCCGAACACGGCUUCGUCCACGACCUCCUAAUCAACGAUUGUGUCUUCGCAAUGGCGGCUACGCGCACUUUACUUCGGCUGGGGGGCAGUCGCUCCCUUGGCUCGGCUUCCAGGUCGGCAGCAUGUGUCCGCGCCUUUUCCUCCAGUCCCCUUCGAAGGGCUGCCGAGGAAGACCCUGUGCCGAACAUGAGGAACGCUCCACGACCUCCUCAGGGCGAGCUUCGUGCGCCUCUGGUGAACCCCGCAGACAAGUACCAGGACCAAGCCGAUAGCAUGCACAAAUACGGCCAAUAUGUCAUGUCUUGUCUACCAAAAUACGUGCAACAGUUUUCCGUUUGGAAAGACGAACUCACCAUUUUCGUUGCGCCAUCUGGUGUCCUGCCCCUGAUGAACUUUCUCAAGUAUCACACCGCUGCCGAGUUCACUCAGAUUUCCGACAUCACCGCGGUCGACUACCCAACCCGAGAUCAACGAUUCGAAGUCGUGUACAACAUGCUUAGUGUCCGCCACAACUCUCGCAUCCGUGUGAAGACGUACGCCGACGAGGCCCAGCCCGUUCCCAGUGUUACCGGUCUCUUCGAAGGAGCCCUCUGGUACGAACGUGAAGUCUAUGACAUGUUCGGCGUCUUCUUCACCGGCCAUCCCGAUCUUCGUCGUAUCAUGACCGAUUACGGAUUUGACGGCCAUCCUUUGCGCAAGGACUUCCCCUUGACUGGCUACACUGAGAUUCGCUACGACGAAGAGAAGAAGCGAAUUGUCUACGAGCCUCUGGAACUCACCCAGGCUUUCCGCAACUUUGAAGGUGGCUCCGCUUCCUGGGAACAGGUUGGACAAGGAAUUGACCGUACACCCGAAUCGUUCAAGCUGCCUACCCCCAAGCCGGAAGAGAAACCGGAAGAAAAGAAAUAA